Molecule: messenger RNA, 678 nt
Organism: Paramecium primaurelia
Lineage: Eukaryota; Ciliophora; Oligohymenophorea; Peniculida; Parameciidae
Source: the annotation of a GenBank genome assembly
UUUUAAAGACACUUUCGCUCUUCAAUGAGUAGUCCAUAAAAAAUAAGUGAAUAAGAAUACGAAGAAUUAAUUACGUUUGUCAAUGAAAUACUUAAAGAAUAAUAAUAGUAGUAAGAGUAAUGUCAAGUUAUAAUUUCUGCCUCUGAUGAAAAAAAUAGCCCCCCAAUUCAACGUGAAGUUUGUUUUUAAACAGAUCCAGAUACUAUUGGAGAAAUUGAUUCUUUAAUUGGAAAUUUUGAACAGAUGACAGUUAAUAAAAGCCUGUUUGAAUAAAUAGAGUUUUUUGGUGGAUGCGCUUGUUUUAAAUUGUGUGAGAUUUUUUCUGGAAACUAAGAACCCUUGACUCUAUUAAGUAGGAUCAAAAUGGAUAAAUUGCGUGAAGAGCUUAAUAAAUAAAUUAGGGAGACUAUAUUCAGAUAAAAUAGAAAAAAUUAUAUUCACUAGCUAGACAAACAAUCUGAUAAAAGUUGUUUUGAAUAAACUUAAUAGUAGCAGUAGUGUUAAGAUUAAUAAUAAGAUAACAUCAAUACUCAUAAGUAAUUUUAUUUUUUGUUAUUAUUUUUAUCAAGAGAGAAUAUUAGUACUUUUGAUGAUGUUGAUACUUUUCCUAAUGCAAUAAAAUCAAAAGCUAAGGUUGUGAAGAAACGACGUAAGUAAUCUCAUAUACCUUACUGUUGA